This is a messenger RNA of Pungitius pungitius (ninespine stickleback), 1842 nucleotides long. It is a transcript of the gene prlhr2a, whose product is annotated as prolactin releasing hormone receptor 2a. The transcript is spliced from 4 exons. Gene Ontology annotation, cellular component: neuron projection; plasma membrane. Gene Ontology annotation, molecular function: neuropeptide binding; neuropeptide Y receptor activity. Bases 178 to 1275 code for a protein of 365 amino acids. NCBI's taxonomy places the organism in Eukaryota, Metazoa, Chordata, Actinopteri, Perciformes, Gasterosteidae. Gene Ontology annotation, biological process: G protein-coupled receptor signaling pathway. The record is from RefSeq and is a predicted model, not a curated record.
UCUUCCGGAGGAGCAGCUCCGAGGUGCCACAGGCGCACAGGAACUGCGCGUUUUUCUCUUUGCCGCAAUCGCAUUCUGCAUCUGAACGUUGCACCGGCACACGUUCAAAAGGCUCCAACAGAGACUUUUCCGUGGAUCGCAUCGCAUCGUUCCAGGUUAGCAUUUGGCCCCUUUGGAAUGGAAGGCACAGGCAGCGGCUGGGCAGCCGAGCUCACUCCCCCGCGCGUGACGCAGGAAGCCAGCGGUAACGCCAGUGCUCGAGUCUUUGAGGUGGCGCUGCAGAACGGCUCCACCGAGCGCAGCCACCAGUUCGUGGGCGUGGAGCUGUUGCAGUCCUUCAAGCUGCUUAUCAUUCCCUGCUACACUCUGGUGGCUCUGGUGGGCGUCCUGGGCAACUACCUGCUCCUCUACGUCAUAUGCCGCACCCGCAAGAUGCACAACGUCACCAACUUUUUCAUUGGGAACCUGGCCUUCUCGGACAUGCUGAUGUGUGCCACGUGUGUCCCCUUCACGCUGGCGUACGCCUUCAACCCGCGCGGUUGGGUUUUUGGCCGCUACGCGUGCUACCUGGUGUACCUCAUCCAGCCCGUGACGGUCUACGUGUCGGUCUUCACCCUCACGGCCAUCGGCGUGGACAGAUACUAUGCCACAGUUCAUCCUCUGAAAAAGCGCAUCUCUGUGUUGGCGUGCACAUACCUUCUGUCCGGCAUCUGGCUGCUGUCCUGCGGUCUGGUGGCUCCGGCUGUUGCUCACACUUACCAUGUGGAGUUUAAGAACGAGGGCUUCACCAUCUGCGAGGAGUUCUGGAUGGGCCAGGAGAGGGAGAGGCUGGCCUACGCGUACAGCACGCUCUUCAUCACUUACGUGCUGCCCCUGUCGGCGCUCUGCAUCUCCUACCUGUGCAUCUCCGUCAAACUGCGCAACUGCGUCGUGCCCGGCCACCACACCGAGAGCCAGGUGGAGGCCCAGCGCGCGCGCAAGCGCAAGACCUUCCGGCUGGUGAGCCUGGUGGUGGCGGCGUUUGGCGUCUGCUGGAUGCCGAUCAGCGUGUUCAACGUGCUGCGCGACAUCGACAUCGACUUGAUUGACAAGCGGUACUUUCUGCUCAUCCAGCUGCUCUGUCACCUGUGCGCGAUGAGCUCCUCGUGCUGCAACCCUUUCCUCUACGCCUGGCUGCACGACCGCUUCCGCGCAGAGCUGCGCAAGAUGUUCACGUGCCGCCGGCGGAUCGGCAUCUCGGCCAAUAACUGUGCGACCGCCAGCGUGGUUUUGUGAAGCGCGUUGUUUUUUUGGAGGUACUCUCGGCUAAGCCAAUACGCUGAGAGUACCUCGCCAACUCAGCACAGCCCUCCUCUAUUGAUGGGAGACUCUCGAUGGACACUUUGAAAAAAAAUAUUAUCAAUGUAGCAUUAAGAGUUGAUUUUUUUUUUUUUUUUUUUACCCACACAUAAAACAUGCGACUACAUUACCCACAAUGCAGCUCAACCCCGAUCAGCUUGGAGUUUCUGAGGUGGAACUGCUACAUCAAGCUUGCCUCCAGCAGAGAUUAACAGCAGGCUGCAGAGCUUACUUCGCUCUUCACUUGAUUGUCAAAGUUGCAGUUGUCAGGGGCAACCAGGGUUGCUUCAAGUUACAAUAUAUGAGAUUGCAUGCAGCUUCCUCUAGAGCCACAACAGUCUUUGCUCAACCUUUUGAAAAGCCCAAUGACGAUCCAUUGCUGUGUACACUUGGUGUUCUCCUGUGAGCCCAGACUGUCGACUGGUAGGUGUGUUUGUACUGUAAAAUAUUGAGUAGCCUCCCUUUUGGGUAUUAAUUCACUUGCCCAUUUUUUUUUUUUUUUUU